Chelmon rostratus (copperband butterflyfish) is the source of this 504-nucleotide messenger RNA. RefSeq names its product transmembrane protein 252-like. The coding region runs from base 1 to 504 and encodes 167 amino acids. NCBI's taxonomy places the organism in Eukaryota, Metazoa, Chordata, Actinopteri, Chaetodontiformes, Chaetodontidae. The transcript has 2 exons. The record is from RefSeq and is a predicted model, not a curated record.
AUGAAUGUGACGAAGAAGCUGUGGUCCAUGGCCCGUAUGAUCCUGCCUGGUGUGGGAUUUGCGCUGACCUGCACCGGGGUCUACUUGGUGUCUCUGUGGAAAGAUGACGGGAACACGUGGAGGGUGAUCCCUGCCUACGUCAUGAUUAUGUUCGGCUUCGUGGUUGCGCUUAUCGGAGUCUUUUGGACCAUCUGCCACAGCGUGAGGAGCAAGACACACCAGAGAGGAAGACACGAGCAACACGUCCAUGUCUACUCUAUAGAAAGACCGAGCUCCUUCCCUCCAUCGUACGAAGAGUCCCAGGGCAGCCAGCUGCGUCCUGAUACAGCCCCUGAGUACGUGGUUGUGGCUGACGGGGUGGAUGUGGUGCUGAGCCUCGCUCCUCCUCUGUACAGCCGGGACGGCUCGGAGGCUCCAGACUGCUCGUGGAGCUGGGAGCAGCCUCCCCGGUACAGUCAAGUCGAGCGCCCUCCUCAGGAGAGGGAGGCCUCGUCCGGACACUGA